This is a messenger RNA of Laetiporus sulphureus 93-53, 983 nucleotides long. RefSeq lists its product as uncharacterized. The record is from RefSeq and is a predicted model, not a curated record. Bases 171 to 779 code for a protein of 202 amino acids. NCBI's taxonomy places the organism in Eukaryota, Fungi, Basidiomycota, Agaricomycetes, Polyporales, Laetiporaceae. The transcript has a single exon.
UCUCACACACGCUGACGACUUCCCGGCCCCAUCGCGCUGCCAUUCGCACUUUGACUGCUGGGGCGCAUUGGCCUCAUUCGGCGCGGCCCUUCUGCAACCCCGCUACUUCUCCUCGCAAGAGCUUGCGAGUGCUCGAGUCUCGUCCGGCCUGGACCUAAUCGCUGGCAUAGAUGCAACAAGAAGUUACGCCUCCGCGGGAUCGAACGACGCACGCCGCCGCCGCCACGCUGGUUCUCUUCAUCUCCAUCGCGAGUCGCUACUGGCUUGUGGCCUCAUGUUUACACAUGGUCGGCGGCGUCGCUGAUCUAUGUUCUAUGUACGGGACUGUUCAUCUUGAGAUGUAUGAGCGUCGACGAGUCUGGACCGCGCUAGCGCUGGACAACGCUGGACCCACAAAUCUUACUCGCUUCCACGUGCAUCAUCCUUGCAAAACCCUCUGCGUCUCUUUUUCCCCCAUUGCGUCGUACGCGUCUCCAGAUAUCAGGAUAUCGUUACGUAUAUUCCUCGCCUUCGCGCACAGCUCCUUCGUAGCGCUCCGUCACGUCCGUUCUGGUCGGCUUGCGCUCGCGCGGUCUGGUCUCGCAGGCUCGCGAACCGGCCUGGGGUGUCCAUGUCAGCCAGGAAGAGCAGGGGUGUUGCCCCGUUACGUCCGCUGGUGUGAUGAAAUUUCUGUAUUCUGUGUAUUUACGCGUCUACUUGUCAUCUUCCCUCGCAGAACUGAUAUGCUCGGAUCAUGUUGCGAUCACGUCCCCACGAGCCCCCUUGUGGUGCCUUCAUAAGCCCAGGGACCGUUUCUGGAUUCCCAUUCUGUGAUGUUUAUGUACCCAGAUGACGGGUGAUCCUGAUGCAUUUCCGCCCGUCGGGAUCCUCCUGCCCUCCCUGGGUUAGCGCCCCGCUCUACCAUAGUAGCGGUUGUGGUUGUUAUCAUCAUCAUGGUAUGUUCGCACCGCCCUCGCACGGACGUGCAAUCGAAAGCAAACCGC